This is a messenger RNA of Dissoconium aciculare CBS 342.82, 3628 nucleotides long. RefSeq lists its product as uncharacterized. Bases 145 to 3273 code for a protein of 1042 amino acids. Gene Ontology annotation, cellular component: endoplasmic reticulum membrane. The transcript has 2 exons. Gene Ontology annotation, biological process: GPI anchor biosynthetic process. The record is from RefSeq and is a predicted model, not a curated record. Lineage: Eukaryota; Fungi; Ascomycota; Dothideomycetes; Mycosphaerellales; Dissoconiaceae. Gene Ontology annotation, molecular function: mannose-ethanolamine phosphotransferase activity.
CUCUACCAGAACACCACGCCGGGCAAAUCUGGAACUCUGCCCUUUCUCCAUCAUGUCGGCCCACUUGAGGCCAUCAUAGAUCACGCUCGUUUCUUGCAUUUGUCUCUCUUUUCCCAUUGGAAUCAUUACUUGUCACAAGCUCCAAUGCAGAGCAAGGCCCCGCUGCCCAGUGCAGCACCCAAGGGUGUUGCGCCUCGCGAUGUAAAGGCAGAGGACAAGCGUCUCGCGGUGCAGUUCAAGGCCCAGCAUGGGCUCAUUGUAGCUUUCUUCAUUCUCAUUUUUGUCUUUCACGCGCUCGCCAUUUAUCUCUUCUGCAGCGGUUUCUUGCUUUCGCGCCUAGUACUGCCGCAUCGAUCGGAAUGCGCCAUUCGACCAAUUGACGUUCAUGACGCCCCCGGCCACUCUCCUGGAACCCAAGAGCUGGGAUGUUGGACACCUAAAAGCUUCAGCAAAGCUGUCGUAGUGGUUGUAGACGCGUUGCGGUACGAUUUCACAGUGCCCUUCAAGCCUCGACCUGGACAAGAGACCGCUCAUCAUUUUCAUGAUGCAUUUCCUAUCCUGUACGAAACAGCAGUCAACUUCCCAGCAAACGCUUUUCUUCGCCCCUUCAUUGCCGAUCCGCCGACCACAACACUUCAACGACUGAAAGGUCUCACAACAGGGACGUUGCCGGUAUUCAUCGAUGCUGGGUCAAACUUUGCUGGAACAGCUAUUGACGAGGACAACAUCAUUGAGCAGCUCUACAAGGCGGGCAAGAGAGUAGUGCAUCUGGGGGAUGAUACCUGGCAUUCUCUGUUCCCAGGAUAUUUCGAGCCCAACUUGACGCGGGCUUACGACUCGUUCAAUGUCUGGGAUCUGCACACCUUGGACAAUGGCGUCAACGAGCACAUCUUUCCACUUCUCGAUCCGGCCAUGCGUGAUCGUUGGGAUGUCAUCAUUGCUCAUUAUCUUGGAGUGGACCAUGCUGGCCAUCGCUAUGGACCGGACCACCCCGCUAUGGCGGAUAAACUGCAACAGAUGGAUGGAGUAUUGCGUCGUAUGAUUGAUGCAUUGGAUGAGGACACCUUAUUGGUGGUCAUGGGAGAUCAUGGCAUGGAUGUAAAAGGUGACCACGGAGGUGAGUCGGAUGACGAGGUGGAGGCCGCUUUGUGGAUGUAUUCGAAACGGCCCUUCUUUGGACGGCGCGAGAAGUCAUUCGUGGAACCACCAGCGACAGCUAAGGAGAGACCCGUUGCUCAAAUCGAUCUCGUCCCGACUUUGUCCUUGCUCCUCGGCAUGCCGAUACCCUUCAAUAAUCUCGGCUGGCCAAUUGAGGAAGCGUUUAAUCCUUCAAGUCCCAAGGAUCUUUCAAUCGUGGGGCGCAUCACGGCAGCGCAGAUCCAUCGCUAUCAGACAGAAUAUGCUCGAGCGAGGAAAAUGGGCGAUUCUUUUGCCGUGGCAGAAAGUCUCUGGCAGGCGGCCGACAGUGUUUGGCGCUCGAUGUCAUCAAAGUCAUUGAAGCCAGGCAGCAAUGAGGCCUGGGGUCUCUACGAAGCCUAUGCAGCUUAUCAAAGAGAGAACCUACGGACCUCAAAGCAUCUCUGGGCACGAUUUGACCUUACCAGCAUGACGAUGGGCAUUGUCACGCUGGUCGGCACAUUCGUUUUACUGAUCGUCUAUGCUCAAGGCAUUGCUGGAGAUCGUGCCGCAAUCACUCCUCCGCUACUUGGAUCGGGUCUGCUCGGAACCGUCAUUGGUGCGAUUGCGGGAGCCGGUUUUGGUAUGCUUCUGACCUUGGGCGUUUUACAAUCAAUUGCGUUUGGUGCAGCCGCUGGAGGAAUAUUGGCUACGUCUUAUGGACUUUGGCCUGCGAGGAAGUUCCUGCAGCUUCCUCUUCCAAGAACACUCUGGGGCGGAUACUGCUUCUUGAUCACGGCUCUGCUUUGCAUUGGGUUUGCGUCCAACUCAUUCGUCGUGUGGGAAGACGAGCAAUUGUUAUUCCUGUUGACCACAUUCGGUGUGCUCAUGCUUGGAGCAUCUCUGGGACGGGCAGAGGCUUACGAUCGGAAGCUUGGAUCUCUUAAUGCGGUUUCGUUCUUGGUCGCAACGCGGUUGAGUUCCCUCUCGCGUCUGUGCCGAGAAGAGCAAAUGCCGAACUGCCGCUCAUCAUACUACGCGUCGGCCACAUCGUCAACAUCGUCCAAUUGGCAGCUGUUUAUUCCAUUUGUGGUGGCGCUCGUCUUGCCAUCGAUCAUCAGAUUCUUCUUUGUUCGUACGCUCAACUACCAUGGCUCAGCUGUCAUCUGGAUCGGCAUCGCCCUGCGCGUGGGGCUGGUCAUGGUCGCUUCAUACUGGUUCCUUGAUGCCGCUGAUGACGGGGAGUGGUAUCCUGGGAUCUCGAAGAAUUUGCUUAAGACUACACGCAUCGUGAUUGCCCAGGUUGUGCUUUCCGUCGCCUUUGCUGCUGGAUAUGCGACCUACAUAUGGGCCGCGCCGAUGUUGGCUGUCAAGACAGAAGAAGCACCAGCCCCACCGGCCACCACGGUCUCCAAACCAAUUGACAAUGGCGAGCCUGACGCACCUGUUCUAACUACUGUGCGUGCACCUCCCGCUGCACCUCGCACCAAGCUCAUCAUCUAUGGGUAUGCGAACAUUCACGGCACUCGCUAUUUCCUCCUUCCUUGCGCAUGGCUGCUCGCCCUCCUACUCGUACAGAAGCCGAUGGGACAGGGCGCCCUUGCGCUAUGCAUGAUUUCCAUUCUCAACAUCCUUGAAAUGAUCGACGCGAACAACAUCCGCUCCUCACCUGUUGGCCCAAUCAUCCUGGCCCUGCUUGGCAGCUUUCACUUUUUCAAAACCGGCCACCAAGCUGCGCUGGCUACGAUACAGUGGGAGUCGGCAUUUAUUCCGCUCCGUACGAUCCAAUAUCCUUGGAGUCCCCUGCUUGUCGUCUUGAACAGUUUUGGUCCACAGAUCCUCUGCGCCGUUGCUGUGCCGACGAUUGCACUAUGGAAGGUGCCACCGAAACACCCAGCUCUCCUGAGUCGAAUUGCUGGAGGGAUGGCCACACACCUGAUGUUCUACGCAGCUAUUGCGGUCGCCACUGUCAUCGAGGCUGCAUGGUUGCGGAGACAUCUGAUGCUCUAUCGCGUGUUCAUGCCACGCAUGCUUCUGGCGAUCAUCUCGUUGCUACUAGUCGAGCUCAUAGGAGCCCUUGUAGCCCUCGUCGGGGUCAGGUGGAGUGUGGUAAGCGUGGGCGACGUCCUAGGGUGGCCAGAUGUCAACCAGAAAUAGAACAUGUACAUUGCAAAUCACGUCUGUAUCGUGAAGAAGAUUGAACCCCGUUCUGGUGAGCGAGGAACGAUUGGAAGAGUAGGCAGGUCGCAACGGAGAUACUAAGUCACUCCCAUACUUUGCCUCGCCUUCCGGAGGUGAGGAUUACGCACCUCUCGCCUUAUGCUUUUAUUGUCUCUUUUAUAAGUGAUCUUUCCUACUGAAUGAGGUGAAGCCUCCGCCGCGUGGUAUUCUAUGACAUUCCUGUCUGCAGAGAAUUAUGAAGCUUGUGGACUGGUUGUCUUUGAGUACUAGGACUUGUGCUGAGAUCCAUGGAUGCCUAUGUAGCAUGAAAUAUACCGCUGACUGACCUUGG